GACAACCGUGCCACCACCGAGUCCCUAGACUGGCUAUUUCAUUUAAGUACUGGCUACUCCUAUUUUGGGAAUCCAUUCAUUAUUAUUCCAUGCUCUAGCAACCAUUCCAAAUUGGGUAGCAUUGUGUGUGCCUUUUGCACACCUCUCACUUGUACUUCCUCCUACAGAGUCAUCCUUUUUCUGACGUCGACUUGGAAAUCCUAGUCCCACCUUCACCAUCCCGAAUUCCUAUCGCUAUCUAGACUUUCCCCCCCAACUUCUCGAACACGAGUUAUUCCACUCGUUUGAAUCUUUCUUCCAUCUUGAGUACACUCACGCUUCCAUCUACUGAUCUGCCAAAGUGAUUAGGCGUCAGAGAAAUCACUGCAGAAGCACAGUAGGAAAAAAUGUUGUUUUCUCGCCUCUUUUCAGUCAGUUUACUGGCUGCGGGAGUGCAUGCUCAAGCAACUUCAGAAAGUACUUCGUCUUCGAGUUCGAGUUCAAGAUCUAGCACAGGUUCCACGUCCACGGAAACUGAUUUAACCACAAUAACGGGCUCGGAAUUAAGAACUCCUACUGGGUCUUAUCUUUCUCUUUCCACUACAAUUACGCUUUCUACAUCUUCAUCCCCUGUGUCGACUAAAGCUAUAGUCUCGACUUCGACUGGUAGCACCACCACUCGCACCACCACUUUGGGAUCAACUACAAUCUAUGCAAUUGGCACAGAGACAUUGACCGGAAAUGCAACAGAGUCAACCAGUUCCGCCACACAAAUUGUUCUGACGGGUGGCGGACACCAUACCACUACCACGGCCAUCAAUGGAACAUCCAAUUCAACCGCCACAUCCACAUCUAGCUCUGCCGUAGCAACCAACACCACUCCCUGCAACAACUAUGUUGAAUUCUGCGACCGUAGUUACGGAAACAUCACCGAAGUGUCUGCACACAAUUCUCCGUUUGUGAGAAGCGGGAGCGCGGCUGCAAAUCAAGCAUUGGAUGUGACAACCCAGCUCAACGAUGGAAUCAGAUUAUUACAAGCUCAAAUUCAAUGGAAUGGAAGCAUUCCACAUUUCUGCCAUACUUCCUGUGACAUAUUGGACGCCGGUCCUAUUACAACGUAUCUUAGCGAAGUCUACGAUUGGGUGCAAGCACAUCCCUUUGACGUCGUUACCAUUCUGCUCGGCAAUGGAAAUUAUUCCAAAGUCGACAAAUACGUUCCCUUCAUCGAAGAAUCUGGUCUUCAAAAUUACGCAUACGUACCACCCAAGAUCCCCAUGGCGUUGGACGAUUGGCCUACCCUCGCCAGCAUGAUUCUCAGCGGAAAGAGAGUCGUGUUCUUCAUGGACUACGAAGCAAACCAAACCGCCUAUCCAUGGAUUCUCGACGAGUUCACUCAAAUGUGGGAGACUCCCUUUGAUCCCACCAAUCGCUCGUUCCCAUGUACACCACAACGCCCACCCAACCUUCUCGAUUCCGAUGCGAAGACACAUCUCUACAUGACGAAUCAUAAUUUGAACUAUGAUAUCAAUCUCCUAGGCAUUUCACUGUUGGUCCCGUAUCAAAAUUUAUUGAAUGAGACGAAUAAUGUCACGGGAUAUGGAUCGUUGGGCGAGAAUGCCGAACAAUGUGCUCAGGAUUGGGGCUUUCCACCUAAAUUCCUGAAUGUAGAUUUCUAUAAUGUGGGAGAUGGAAGUGUAUUUGAAGUUGCCGCGAAGUGGAAUAAUGUUACCUAUACUCGAGAAUGCUGUGGUAGUUCGGCGACCAGUGAUGCUGGAAGACUUGAUGUGGUAGGGAGAAGUGCAAUGAUGGUUGUGAUGGGAGUAGUGGGUUUCAUGUACUUUGGAUUGUGAGGUGAAGGAAUGAAUUGGAUUGGAUUUCUGGAUCUGUGUAUAGAUGGGCAUAAAUAAUUCAUUGAUAUCAGUGGGGGUUUACUUUUGAUAUCUGGAUGAUUUGAAAAUGCUUUGCUUUACAUUGCAUGCAUACAUGGAAUGGCGUUUGGGAUAUCUAGCUUGGAGACUUGGAGACGGGUAUGCUUGCUUGAAUAAGGAAUUAUGAAUAGAUUAUUGGUAUUAGGUCGCUGGGAUGGAGACGGAUAUAUGGUGGGUAUAUAAAAGAUGUAAUUGAUGGAAUGUUUUUA
Botrytis cinerea B05.10 is the source of this 2116-nucleotide messenger RNA. RefSeq lists its product as hypothetical. NCBI's taxonomy places the organism in Eukaryota, Fungi, Ascomycota, Leotiomycetes, Helotiales, Sclerotiniaceae. The transcript has a single exon. Gene Ontology annotation, molecular function: phosphoric diester hydrolase activity. Gene Ontology annotation, biological process: lipid metabolic process. The record is from RefSeq and is a predicted model, not a curated record. The coding region runs from base 387 to 1829 and encodes 480 amino acids.